Messenger RNA from Fimicolochytrium jonesii, 1184 nucleotides. RefSeq lists its product as uncharacterized. NCBI's taxonomy places the organism in Eukaryota, Fungi, Chytridiomycota, Chytridiomycetes, Spizellomycetales, Powellomycetaceae. Bases 241 to 927 code for a protein of 228 amino acids. The record is from RefSeq and is a predicted model, not a curated record. The transcript is spliced from 2 exons.
CGGGUUACGUGUGCGCGGAUGCUGUCAAUUCAAACUCCGUUCGGACAACCAGUGACCAAGAUUGCGGGGCUAUUAUUUCAUUCAGCUCAUCCGCAGACAGCACAUUUUCGGAGAUGCGUGAGGUUUUCGAAAGUUGUGGUGACAGGUAUAAAGGGCAGGGGAGGCCCGCUUCGGUUCGUCUGAAGAUAGUCCCCGUCAACUGGCGAACUCGCUCACCCCUUCCGAUCUUUGACCCACACUAUGCCAUCCCGUGUAGGCGGCUUGGGCUGCGUCCUCUGCUGCAAAACCUUCCCCUCCCAGCGCGCCCGUCAGCAGCACAACCAAGAUUCUCCAGCCCAUUCCAUCUUCCGGUGCCCGAUCUGCAACCAGCAAUUUCUAGACUCCACCGCCUUCAUCCAACACUGCAGCUCCCCCCGCCACAGACCGCUAACACCCUCCCUCCAAUGCCCACGCUGCCACAAAGGUUUUCCGGGCGGUCCAUCAGGCCUGAUCAUGCAUCUCGAAAGCAACGGGUGGUGCGCUAGCCGGAUGGGCGUCGACCGGGAGCGCAUCAGAAAAUUCGUGAUGGCCGCCGACACCCAAAGGAUGAUCACCCACGAGACAAUACUUCUAGCGGUCCACCCGCCCCGCGUUGCGUCUUUGCCGGCGGAGACUGCCGACAACGAAGACGAAAUCAUCGAACUCCACCGCCACAUCUGCCCCAAAUGCCCUUCCACCCGCGGUCAAUUCACCUCCGCCCAGGCGCUGGCCGACCAUCUGAACUCUCCCGUGCACGACGCCCCAAUCUACAAAUGCCCCGAUAAAUCCAUCCGCGCGUCAACGGCUGAACUGGCCCAUCAGCAUCGUUCAAGACGCUCAGUGGGCUUAGCCAGCAUCUCGAGUACGGGUCUUGUAAUGGCGGGGCUGACACAUUUGAAGCGGUGUUGACCGUCGUGACGAGCAAAUUGGCGGGUAUGGGGUUUCAGAUUACUACGGGAGCAUAGUCUUCUUCUUUGUCUGCUAUGUACUCCGCAGCUUGCAUGGUUUACGGGAGGCGUAUGUUGAAAGCCCCGCUUCCUUUUUGCUUUGCAAUACCCAGCAUAGUGCGUCAUUCGUUCUUUCUAAUGGUAGGCAAAAGUCCCUUGAGCUAAAAGUCAGCAUGUACCACAUUAAAAGGAGCUCUUUCAAUGCCGGCUCUUCUCAUG